GAUGGCGGACGAACUACACUGAAAGACCCCAAAGUUUGUUUAGGUUAUUUUCACCCUUCCAAUGUCUUUUCCCACUCCGUCGUUUUCGCAUCUUAAUCAAGAAGAUUACCAGCAUGUUUAUGAGCCUGCAGAAGAUACAUUUCUUAUGAUGGAUGCUUUGGAGAAAGACGCAGAUUUCUUGAGAGCACGAAGGCCACUUUUAUGCGUGGAGGUUGGCAGUGGAUCCGGUGCCCUAAUAACUUUUUUGGCUUCCAUUAUCGGAUCCCUCACCCACUACGUGAAUACUUUUGGUUAUUGUAAUUGUUCCAGAGCUACUGACAUAAACCCCAUGGCUGCUCAAUGCACAUCACAAACGGCAAAGCAGAAUGGAGUGAAAGUUAGUUGUGUUGUAACAGAUUUGGUUGAAGGCCUUAUUCCAAAUAUUUUUGGAAAAGUUGAUGUAUUGAUCUUCAACCCACCCUAUGUUGUCACUGCUUCUGAUGAGGUUGGCAGUCAUAGCAUUGAGGCUUCCUGGGCGGGUGGAGACAGAGGAAGAGAGGUAAUGGAUCGUCUUUUCCCGUUUGUAUCCACUCUUUUGUCCAACACAGGAUGUUUUUAUCUUGUUACUGUGGCAGAAAAUAAACCAGACGAGGUCAUAAGUAUGUUGGAGUCCCAAGGCUUAUGUGGUGAAGUUUUAAUGAAAAGAAAAGCAGGAAGAGAGAGACUCUCUAUUCUAAAAUUUACUAAAGACUUCAAGAAGAACAGCCCAGUCAGAUGACAAGAGUGAAUUUUUCUGAUCAUGUUUCUCAGUAUAGAACGGAUUAAAGGGCAAUCAGUGCACAGUUCAAUUCUGAAAUAACUUACAGAGACACCGUGUUCUCAAUGUCUUAGAAAACCAUGGUGAAAGCUGACGUGUGUCGGGCCGAACGCGUUGACGUGAGCCGGCCCAGAAAAAGCAGUCCAGCUUUGCGCUCACACGACUCUUUUGCGUUUCCCUUAAAAGUGGGUUGAAAUUGUGGACUUAUUUGAAAAAUAAAAUAGAUGAGAAAAAUGACUCGCAGUUCUCGAUGAAGUACGAGUUUCUUGAUCUGACUUGAAGAAAAAAAGGAAAAGGGUUUUUACUGUGUGAUUUUUUAGUAGUUGUCCAGCGCACGCCUCGGGUGGUAUAAACCAAACAUUUUCGCGCGCGCUGAUUGGCUAGUUCGGAAGUGAUUGACAAAUUUUGUUCACCUCCGACGAGUCGCGCGUCAAGAAUUUAAUUUCCGACCACUUUGUGGAAUAUUGACAGAAAUAGCUAAUUUCUCGAUUUCUGUGAGACAUAUACUAAAACAAUUAUCCACCUCAGAGUCGGUGAAAGAAGUGGAUAUUUGCCCAGUCUCAGUCCUUCGCUGCUCGGUAAAUAUCCACCAUUAUUGACCUCCCUUUCAGUUGAUAAUUGUUAUACAUAUCACGUUUCGCUUCCU
This is a messenger RNA of Pocillopora verrucosa, 1442 nucleotides long. RefSeq names its product methyltransferase N6AMT1. Gene Ontology annotation, molecular function: S-adenosylmethionine-dependent methyltransferase activity; nucleic acid binding; protein methyltransferase activity. The record is from RefSeq and is a predicted model, not a curated record. Gene Ontology annotation, biological process: methylation. Gene Ontology annotation, cellular component: eRF1 methyltransferase complex. Lineage: Eukaryota; Metazoa; Cnidaria; Anthozoa; Scleractinia; Pocilloporidae.